Messenger RNA from Adineta ricciae, 855 nucleotides. NCBI's taxonomy places the organism in Eukaryota, Metazoa, Rotifera, Eurotatoria, Adinetida, Adinetidae. The record is from the annotation of a GenBank genome assembly.
AUGAAAAACAAGACACAUACUACAGAUCAUACUAUUCUUGCUAUAUUAAUCUUUGGUUUACCUAUUCAAUUUAUUGAUAUCAAUUUCUAUCUUGCUUUCUAUCAUAAUGGUAUUGUACAGCCAUCUACACAUAGUAUUUGUCUUUUAUGGUGGUUUACUGAUUUGUGCUUUUAUACUGGAGGUAUUAUUUUGAUGGCUUGGUUAGCUAUUGAGCGACACAUUAUAAUAUUUCAUGAUCGUUGGCUUUCAACUAGGAGCGGACGGCUUUUAUUUCAUUAUCUGCCACUAAUUAUUCUGGUAACGUAUAGCUUACUGUUUUAUAUCAUCGUUAUUUUCUUUCCACCGUGUGAAGAUACUUAUGAUUACACAUUACCAGUGUGUAAUGCCUCACCAUGCUAUCAAUCGUAUGGUAUUUUUACAAUGUGGGAAUUGAUUGUCAAUGGCAGCAUACCAAUUUUCUUAGAAGGUAUAGCUAGUGUAGGUCUUAUUAUUCGUGUACAAGUACAAAGACGGCGUCUUUAUCAAUCAGCUCAAUGGGGCAAACAACGACGAAUGAUUAUUCAGCUAUUUUUGGUAUCCGGUUUAAAUAUGAGUUUCAAUCUACCAAUUUAUUUUAUACCCAUCCUUCGUCUCUGUGGUUUACCACCAGACUUUGGCUUACAAGCUGAACUUUAUUUCUUUUUUCUUGGUUAUUUUGUUAUUUUUCUCUUUCCAUUCGCGUCCCUAUGUCAAUAUCCACAGCUUCGCAAAGUAAUUAAAACGAGAAUCUUUCAAUUCAUGCCAAGACAAGCGCGUCAUACAACAAUAGUUAUACCUUUAGCAAUGAAAGCUACACCAAUGAAUAAACCAGCUUGA